Messenger RNA from Anolis sagrei ordinatus, 4124 nucleotides. RefSeq names its product toll-like receptor 2 type-2. Lineage: Eukaryota; Metazoa; Chordata; Lepidosauria; Squamata; Anolidae. Gene Ontology annotation, biological process: toll-like receptor signaling pathway; inflammatory response; immune response. Gene Ontology annotation, molecular function: protein binding; transmembrane signaling receptor activity; triacyl lipopeptide binding. The record is from RefSeq and is a predicted model, not a curated record. Gene Ontology annotation, cellular component: plasma membrane.
GUCUUUAAAGCGCAAUAGGGAAGCGAGUGUGUCCAAGAUCCAGCUCCUUCCCUGGAAGCGGAAUUCUGAAGCCAAACGGGCAAACAUGAUUCCAGUCUGGAAGAUUUGGUUCAUCACUGUGGUUGGAGCUGUGAGUCUUUCUGCCCAAGAUAACUGUCUGUUUGAGGCAGCAUCUCGUUUUUGGAACUGUUCUUCAAAGGCUUUCAGUGUGGUUCCACCUGAUUUAACAGACGAUGUCUUGAGGUUAGAUCUGUCCUUCAACAGGAUUGAGCAAGUGAGAGAAAUAGAACUGAAGUCUGCAGUCAACCUCUGUAUCCUUUUGCUUCAGUCAAAUCUAAUCCAUACAAUAGAGGAGGGUGCCUUUCACACUCUUGUCAGACUGGAGAAUUUGGAUUUAUCGAUGAACAAGCUGACUUACUUGUCAUCCUCUUGGUUUGGAUCCCUUUCUUCCUUGCAGAAGUUAAAUAUCAAAGGGAACUACUAUUCAGAACUUGGGGAAACACCACUCUUUUCUGGCCUAAAAAGUCUGCAAUUUCUGUACUUGGGAAAUGACAAUCACUUCUCUACUUUACGGAGACAAGACUUAGAAGGGAUUUCUGUUCUGGAAGAGUUGGAGGUAGAAGGACCACUUCUGAAGCAGUAUGAGCCAGGAAGCCUUCUAUCAUUGCAGCGUAUAAAUAAUCUUAUUUUGAAUGAUCCUUCCACGUCCAUUUUACUUUUGCUUAUGCGUGAUGUUAGUAAUUCUGUGGCAUGCCUUGAAUUGCAAAAUGUUGAAAACAUUGCACCUUUCCUAUCACUUGAUCAAGAGAUUGAUUUGGCUGCCAAAAAAAUGGUGUUCAGAAGUGUUAUUUUUCUGGACAGCAGUGUUGCUCAUAUGAUACACUUUUUGGCCAGUAUGAAACAACUCCAUGAGGUCCAGCUUUUGGACUGCACAUUGCGGGGUAAUGGCUAUUUUGGGAACAUUCAGCAUUAUUCAAGCAGCUUACAUGUAAUAACAAUUAAAAAUAUUACAAAUGAGGCAUUUUAUGCAUUUUCUGAUUUGUCCAGUGUGAUACAUUUGUUGGAGAAUAUUACUAGUAUCACAGUUGAAAAUUCAAAAGCUUACCUGGUGCCUUGUCCUUUAGGAAAAUUCAGUUAUUCACUACAGUAUCUUGAUCUCAGUGAUAAUUUGUUUAUUGAUCCAGCAUUAGAUAUUUCAUUGUGCCAAGGCGCCUGGCCUAAACUGCAAACUUUAAAUGUGAGCCAAAAUUCUUUGUCACAGAUUGAGAUAGUAUCACAAAGCACAGCUCGUAUGGUAAAUCUUUGGAACCUAGAUAUAAGUCAAAAUAGCUAUGGAACGAUGCCAGAUUUUUGUGAGUGGCCAAAAAAUCUGAAAUAUUUAAACAUCUCAAGCUCUAAAGUAAGCAAAGUCACAAAUUGUAUCCCCCAAAGUCUGGAGGUGCUGGACAUUAGCAAUAAUAACCUCCAAGACUUCAGACUGAGCCUUCCUCAUCUCCAGGAGCUUCACAUCCAAAACAACAAAUUGACUGCCCUUCCACUUGCUGCCUCAAUCCCGAGCCUUAGCAUCAUGAACAUUAGAAGAAACAAAAUAUUUGGAUUCUCUGAACAGGAACUGGAAAGAUUUGCACACUUGGAGAUAUUGGAUGCAAGUUACAACAGCUUCCAAUGCACAUGUGAAUUUCUCUCUUUCAUGCAGUCUCGAUCAGAAAUAUCUCAUAUCUUUAUGGAUUGGCCAAAUAACUACAUUUGUGAUGCACCUGAGUAUGUAAGAGGGAAGGAAGUAGGAGUUGCCCAUUUAUACUUCAUAGAUUGUCAUUUGAAAUUAGUAGUUUCUUUACUCUGUAUCUUCAUACUUCUGAUCAUCCUUGUGGUAGCAAUUCUUUGCUACAAAUUUCAUGCCAUCUGGUACAUGAAAAUGAUCUGGGCUUGGCUUCAGGCGAAACGCAAACCCCAAAAAGCCUAUGUUAAAGAAACUGAGUACGAUGCCUUUGUUUCCUACAGUGAACAGGACUCUGAGUGGGUGGAGAACGUCAUGGUGAGGGAGCUGGAGCAAACCCAUCCGCCAUUCAAACUCUGUCUCCAUAAAAGGGAUUUUCUGCCUGGCAAAUGGAUUGUGGACAACAUUAUUGACUCCAUUGAGAGGAGUUCUAAAACUCUGUUUGUGUUGUCACAGCACUUUGUCCAGAGCGAGUGGUGCAAAUAUGAACUUGAUUUCUCUCACUUCCGCCUCUUUGAUGAGAACAACGAUUCUGCGAUUUUGAUUCUACUGGAGCCCAUUCCACCAGAAACAGUUCCCAGAAGGUUUUGCAAACUGAGGAAACUGAUGAAUACCAAAACCUACCUUGAAUGGCCAAGUGAUGAAAAUCAACAGAUGAUCUUUUGGUUUAAUUUGAAAACUGCUAUAACAUCCUAGUAGAAAAUGUGGACUUUUUACUGUCCAGGCUCAAUGCAGUUGUGUGUGUAUCUACCUUUUACAUCACCUGUCAUGGCCUCAUUAAUUUGGGGGCUUUGGCAAUUUUCUCCUCUAAAAUACAGCUCAUAGCAAUUGGAAUUUGUUGGCAGUCUCCCAUCCAAGUACCACCUGGGGCUGACCCUGCAUAACAUUCAGAGAGUAGAGAGGAUCUAAUGCCUUUACAGUACCUAUGCCUUCCAAUUAUCAGAGACAGCAGGAUCUGUUUGAUUUGUGAGUAAACAAAUCAGGUUAAAGAAUACCUUUCUAAUUAAUCACACUAGGGAAUGAAUCUACUUUAAAUCCAGUUUCUGCCUCCUGCAGAAUUCUGGGUUUUGUAGUUCAGUGAGGCUGUUAAAUCUCCUUCCUAAACUACAAACCCCAGAAUUCUGCAGGAAGCAGCAACUGGAUUUGGAGUAGAUUCAUUCUCUAGUGCAGUGUUUCUCAACCUGGGGGUCGGGACCCCUGGAGGGGUCAUGAGGGGGUGUCAGAGGGGUCGCUAAAGACAAUCAGAAAACAGUAUUUUCUGUUGGUCAUGGGAGUUCUGUGUGGGAAGUUUGGCCCAAUUCUAACCUUGGUGGGGUUCAGAAUGUUCUUUGAUUGUAGGUGAAUGAUGAAUCCCAGCAACUACAACUCCCAAAUGCCAAGUCUAUUUUCCCUACACUCUACCAAAGUUCACAUUUGGACAUAUUGAUUUUCAUGUUAAGUUUGGUCCAGAUCCAUCAUUGUUUUGAGUCCACAGUGCUCUCGGGAUAUAGAUGAACUACAACUCCAAUACUCAAGGUCAAUGCCCACCAAACCUUUCCAGUAUUUUCUGUUAGUCACGGGAGUUCUGUGUGCCACGUUUGGUUCAAUUCUAUCAUUGGUGGAGUUCAGAAUGCUCUUUGAUUGCAGAUGAACUAUAAAUUCCAGCAACUACAACUCCCAAAUGAUGCAAUCAAUCCCCCCUCAAUCCCAGCAGUAUUCGAAUUUGGGCGUAUCGGGUCUUUGUGCCAAAUUUGGCCCAGUGAAUGAAAAUAUAUCCUGCAUAACAGUAGAAAAAUUACAGUUGUAAAAUAGUAAUGAAAAUAAUUUUAUGGUUGGGGGUCACCACAACAUGAGGAACUGUAUUAAGGGGUCGCAGCAUUAGGAAGGUUGAGAACCACUGCUCUAGUGUGAUGAGGACCACAAAAUUCUUUGGACUGAAAUGUUGGGCAAAAUGGUACCAACAUUUGGGGAAAGGGAAGAAGUAAAGCUGCAGAUAUCUGGCCAUGUUUUGCAGCUAUUGUGUGUUUGUUUCACUGAAUAUGUUGAAGAUGGCCUGCGAAGAACUAUCUUGUUCGCUUCAGUAUUUGAGAAAGCCAACUGUAAACCGCCUUCAGGCUGAGAAAGGUGGGAGACAAAUAUCACAAACAAACAAACAAACAAAUAAAGCAUACAGUGAUUUUCAAUCUAUUUCUUAUAUCCAAUAAUGCAUUUGAAGGCCUGGAAGUGUCUGGCUUUGAUGAGAAUGUCAUCCUGGUUGAAUGUAUGUUAAUUACACAUCAACUGAUGUAGUCAUAUUUUACUUUUUGAAUAAAAUAUCUACUGACAAAUCUCUGCACUGAAUGUUUCAGUAAUAAAAAGACAAUUAAUUCAUUUUUCUCUCUUUCUGGCAAACAGGUGUUUGAAUUAGCACCAGCAGAGGCUGAUCCAA